Messenger RNA from Podarcis raffonei (Aeolian wall lizard), 1492 nucleotides. It is a transcript of the gene RAC3, whose product is annotated as Rac family small GTPase 3. Gene Ontology annotation, molecular function: GTP binding; protein kinase binding; GTPase activity. Lineage: Eukaryota; Metazoa; Chordata; Lepidosauria; Squamata; Lacertidae. The record is from RefSeq and is a predicted model, not a curated record. Gene Ontology annotation, cellular component: plasma membrane; cytoskeleton; cytoplasmic vesicle. Bases 114 to 692 code for a protein of 192 amino acids. The transcript has 6 exons. Gene Ontology annotation, biological process: regulation of actin cytoskeleton organization; small GTPase-mediated signal transduction; actin filament organization.
CUCUCGUUCACUGCGGCUGCGGGCGGCAUCCAUCGCCAAAGAAGACGAGGCACACGGAGCCCGGCGCCCGCCGCCGCCGCCGCCAUCGCAGCCCGUCUCGCUGCCGGAGCUAGAUGCAGGCCAUCAAGUGUGUGGUCGUGGGAGACGGGGCUGUGGGGAAGACCUGUCUGUUGAUCAGCUACACGACAAAUGCCUUCCCCGGAGAAUACAUCCCCACUGUGUUUGAUAAUUAUUCUGCCAACGUCAUGGUAGAUGGGAAGCCAGUAAACCUGGGACUGUGGGAUACAGCAGGACAAGAAGACUAUGACAGGCUAAGGCCUCUUUCCUACCCACAGACGGAUGUUUUCCUGAUCUGCUUCUCACUGGUGAGCCCAGCUUCCUUUGAAAACGUCCGAGCCAAGUGGUACCCAGAAGUUCGACAUCACUGCCCCAACACACCAAUCAUUUUGGUGGGCACCAAGCUGGAUCUGAGGGAUGACAAGGACACCAUUGAGAGGCUGCGUGACAAGAAGCUGGCUCCCAUUACCUACCCUCAGGGUCUAGCUAUGGCCAGGGAAAUUGGUUCAGUCAAGUACCUAGAGUGUUCUGCCCUUACACAGCGUGGCCUCAAGACUGUCUUUGAUGAAGCCAUCCGUGCUGUGCUCUGUCCUCCCCCCGUGAAGAAGCCUGGCAAGAAGUGCACCGUGUUCUAAGGGCGUCUGAGUUCAGCAUGUUAUGGGUGUCUCCUCCUUGUAUGUGCCAGGAGGAAGCGUUCGCUGGGUGUUCCCGCAAUGGGAGAGGCGGGGCCCUUCAUCAUGUACGAAGUCAGUGUUUUUUAAAUGUCUCUUUGAUUUAACGUCUGUGUCGAUGUAAAAGGGCCGCAUGGGAGGAGGAGGAGCUCAAUGCUGUCCCACCCCCAGGGCGGAGCGGUGGGAGGUGCAUGCUCCCCGUGUCUCCAUGCCAGGGGGGGUAAUGCGUGAAUGGAAAGACCAGCCCUUUAUUACUACUUCUAUUGGUGCUAGAGCAUUGUGGCAGGAGCAGGUAACAAACCCCAGCUGGGGCAGGGAAAGACAAACGGGACACAGGUUGAAGAAGCAGCCUUUAUAGUGCUUUAUUUGCACGAGACACUAGCAAAGCUAAAUGAUCAGUGCAGCUCUGUGCCACCCCAAGCUGCCUUUGCCUUUCAGGAUAUCAGCCUGUGUGCUGCUCCUCAGCUGGUUUUACAGACCAUCAGCUCUCCCAAAGAUGGAGAGUUGGAGGAAGGCCUCUUUACCUUGUCUGGCCUGAGCAGGACAGGGCCAGAUGGCAGGAACCUUUCUGUAAGAUUAAAGAUGAUGCAGGUGGAAAGGGUUAUGGCCAACCCCUUCCUUUUGUCAGGUGGGAUGGACUGGGGGAUGGAGCAGGGAGAGCUUUGGAGGGGUUGGGAUGGAGACGGGUCCAGUUUUUAAUCAUCGUGUAGAGUGAUGAGCUGAACACCUCUUAUUUUAUACAAUAAACAUUUCUCCAUAAGUAA